Messenger RNA from Coregonus sp. 'balchen', 5174 nucleotides. The record is from the annotation of a GenBank genome assembly. Lineage: Eukaryota; Metazoa; Chordata; Actinopteri; Salmoniformes; Salmonidae.
AUGGCUCUUCAUCUCUCCCUCCUCCUCCUCCUCCUCUUCCUCAUCCUCACCCUCAUCCUCUUUGUACUCUCAGCAGGUAAGGGUACUAUUUCUAUGAAUUAAGGGCGAAGUCCCCUGGGUCUAUUCACUUAAAACACUGUAUAAUCAAUCUCAAUCAUAAUAAUAAUAAUAAUAAUAAUAAUAUGCCAUUUAGCAGACGCUUUUAUCCAAAGCGACUUACAGUCAUGUGUGCAUACAUUUUUGUGUAUGGGUGGUCCCGGGGAUCGAACCCACUACCCUGGCGUUACAAGCGCCGUGCUCUACCAGCUGAGCUACAGAGGACCACAUCAUGAACGAGCUGUGUAAAAGUGUUUGGAGCAAUGUGAUUCAUUUUGUAUUUUUCCUUUGUACAGAUUCUGUUAAAUGUUAAUUCUAAUUUAAAUGUGUUUUGUGUUGAUGUGUCCACAGUGAGGCAUGUGUCUGUGCAGACAGGAGGCUCCAUCACCAUCCCAUGUCACUAUGAUCUGAAUCACAUCAACCAUGUGAAAUACUGGUGUAAAGGAUUCCUUUGGGAUGGAUGUUCUUAUGUGGUACGCACUGACCAUCCUAAGAUCAGUGGUAAGGCCUCAAUCUCUGAUGACAUCAACAAGAGAAUCUUCACUAUGACCAUGACUAACCUGAAGUCAUGGGACUCUGAGAAUUACAGGUGUAUUGUUGAGAUCAAUGGAGGAACAGAUAUCAGGAUACAAUGGUUCUACCUAUCUGUCACUCCAGGUAAGAUCCCUUCACUGUUUGUAUCUAGUAAAGUAGAAUGAAUAGUGCUCACCAAUGUCCUAUGGAUUGUCCUGUAAACCUGCAAUGUCAAAUACAAAAUAAUGACCCAAUUAUAAAUAUCAUUUUACAACAAAUGAAAUGAUAAAUGUGUAACCACUGAAAUGAUAAAGGUGCAAGAACUGACCGUGUUUUGAAGCUGGACAGCGUUUGUUUACAAUUACAUUGUUUACAAACAACUGAGUAAAACAAGAAUAUAUUUGGGGUCAUGAUGGGGUAACAGUUGAACUAAACUCGUGAGGCAACUUAAAUUCUUCAAGAAUCAAUGGCUAUAUAUAAUUAUUAUGAAUUCAAAAGACCAACAAUGGAUGUACCAAUCACAGACUGCAGCUUUAAGGAAUUUGUAAGGAGCCUGUUGUAAAAACACUUUUUUCUCCUCUGAAUUCUUGUUUUUUUUAUCUCUGUGUUCAGCUACUCCAGAACUCUAUGUGGACCAACAGGAAGUGACUGGAGUAGAAGGAGGGAGUGUCACUGUCCGUUGUUACUAUAGUAACUCUGGAGAUAUGAAGUGGUGCAGGAUGGGUGGUGAUUGUGUGAGUUCGUAUUCUGGGACUUUACAUGGAACAUCAGUGACAUUAAAGCGGACUAGUGUUGCCAACAACAGAAAAGUCUUAACAGUGACUAUGAGUGGACUGAAGAUGGAGAACACUGACUGGUAUUGGUGUGAAGUGGGAGAACUAGAGAUGCCUGUUCACAUCACUGUCAGUCAACAAACUGCAACACAGAGAACCAUUAAGAUGACCUCAAGUUAGUAGAUGACUUACAUACAUUAUUAUCAAAUAUGAUUCACUCUGUUUAAUCCAGUGGCAUCAUCUGGAAUUAAUUGUAAUAUUAACUAUGAAUGUAAUGUUGCUAUACAACCUGACUAUCUGGUAUUCCAUUAAUUUCACUGAUGCCAUUGUUAUUUUACCUCACAGCAAUCCAAGCUCCAACCACUCAACAACCCUCUGCCUCUCCAACUGCUGAGCCUGUUCAGACUGACAACACAAGUCAAGGAGCUGAGGGGAACAAGGAGGACGUCCACCAGAGGUUAUUAUCACUCAUUCAGCUGUAUUAUCCCACAUAUUAUGGCAAUUGUUAGAUAAUAUGAACACAAAGAAACAUUACAAUUCCAUCAUACACUACAACAGUUAAAGCUAACCAAACACCCUCCCUAAAUGCAUAUAGAGACUGUUAGCACUUCCUCUUGGGUAUAUUUUUUUUUUGGGGAAGUAGCAUCAAUUUUGGUGUUAUUCUCACUCGUUUGCAAGGGCAAGUUACACACAAAAAAAAACGUUAUUUGUAAAGUAAUAAUCUCAAUAAUAAUCAUGUAAUCUCUUCAGUUGCAUGGUCUUCUUCCACACAUGUGAAUAGCUAAAUACUUGUUCAGUUUAUCACAACAGUGUAAACAACAAGUUAUAACUUUUUCACAAAUGAUCAAUUUAUAAUGUUCUAUUUUAAUUGUAUUUUUGAUUCAAGUUCUUCUAUGUAAUCCAUCAGGUCCAUAGAUGUGAAAGUCCUACUGAUUCCUUGGGGCAUGUUGGUGGUGGUGACAGCUGGUAUCCUAGUCACAUGUAAGAUGUGGACAAAGCAUAGUAAGUAGUUUUUAUGUGAAUAUAAAAAAGUAGAAUAGUUUAGAAAAAUAUGUAUUGACAUUGCGACCAACAGUAUAUUGCUGCCUGUGAUUUAUCUUGAAUGAUAGAAAGUAUUUGGAGGAGUUGUCUAUAAGAAAUCCAUUUAGAGGUAUUAUUGUACAAUAACAAACUCAGAAGUAAUUGACAUCUCCCUCUUUAUUCCAGAGGACAAUAAGGCCAAGGACCAGACAACUAACAACUCAGUGGUAGGAUACACUUAUUUUAUUUUAUUCUAUUAUUUUCAACCAUCUGCUUUUCUGUUCAUGAUUUGGGAUCAUCUACCAUUUAACUCUAGUGUUACCUCUUCAGUUGGUUAUCAAUGAGUUGACAUAAAAGGUACAAUAUUCUAACUGAACCCAAGGUCUUAUAGCACUCAAGACGUUGAAAAAUGAUGUUUAAAAGACAGAGAACAGGAAGUUGUCAGUUCACUAAAUAUAUCUGUGACUGCAUCCUAUUAUGGAAACAAAACAGUGGUUUAGUUGGUAAAUAGACAAGUCCUGUUUCUCUUUGCUAUUUAUUUCUUUGCAGUCUGCUGACCCUGAGCAGGACAUUAUAUACAGCACAGUGAGCCACACCAGAGAAACAGCACAGCAGGUACAAACUGAAUAAACCUGGUUUAGGUCUGUGGAGAUCUUGGACUAGUACCAAUCACUCCAUCUAUGCAUGGAGCUAAGGUUCUCUCUCUUUCUUUUUGGUUUUUUUUAUCUUUGGGGGAAUUAAAAAAAAAAACUAGAAAAGUUUUCUCAAAAAUAAAAAAUUUUUCCCAGGCAGGUUUUUUCAACUGUGUAGUAAUAUUUUAUUUAUCCAAAUUUUUAAAAAACGUUUCUUUAAAAAUGAAAAAAUUAAAAGUUCUUUUUAUUGUUUUUUGUUUAAAGUUCUUUAUUUAAUAAAGGCCCAUAGAUAAAAAAAUGAUUUUUGGGGCUUUUGGGGGUUUUUUAAAAUUAUCCUGACUAAAAUUGAAAAAAAAAGUGUUUUUGGUAAAAAAAAAAGUUUUUGAAAAAUUAUUUUUUUCGCCCAAUUUUGCCUUAUUAGAAUGAAAAAAAAAAAGGGAGGUUUUAAAAAAAACCUUUUGGGGUUUAUUUAAAAAAAAAAAAAAAAAAAAAAAAAAAAAAAAAAAGGGGGGAAAAAAACCUAAACUCGGGAAAGGUCCUUUUUUUUUUUUUUUUUCCCCCCUUGUUUCUUUCAUUUUUUCAUUCCCUUCUUUUUCCUUUUUCAGGGGGUUUCGGGUUCCCUUGGCCCCUUUUCCCUUUCCCCUUUUUUUCCAAAAAUUUAAAAAAUGUUUUUUUUGGGGGGUUUCUUCCUUUUUUCUCACCCUUUUUAAACCCCUUUUUUUUUAAAAUUUCCCCUUUCUUUUCCUUUUUUUUUUUCUUCUCCUUCCCUUUUCCCUUUUCCCCCCCCGGGGGCCCCCCCCCGGGGGGUUUUCCCCCCCAAAAAAUUUUUUUCCCUUUUUUUUUAGGGGUUUUUUUUGCCCUUGGGGUCCUUUCCCCCUCCCCCUAAAUUGCCCCUUUGAAACCCCCUUUUUUUUUCCCCCCCUCCUUUUUUUUUUGGGGGGCCCCUUUUUUUCCCCUUUCCCCCCCCUUUGGGGCCCCCCCCAAACUAAGUUUUGGGGGGGUUAAAAUUUUUUUUCUUUUUUCCCCCACCUUCCCCUUUUUUCCCCUUUUCUUUUUCCCUAGUUUCCGGCCCCCUUUCUCUUCUCUCUCUCUCUCUCUCUCUCUCUCUCUCUCUCUCUCUCUCUCUACUCAAUUCCUGCAGUGUAGAGCUGAGUAUCUGAAGUUCCUAUACUCUGUCUUCCUAUGCAUGUAGCCAUAUGUUUACCUUCUGUGCUGUCCAUUUCUCAGAGCCCAAACCCAGACAGCCACCAUGACGUGAUGUACAGCACUGUGAUGCCUGAUCAGUUCAGGACAGAACAGAACGUCAACAAAUGGCUACAUGCAUCUUGGGUCUUAGACAACAUUAUGGCUGUUUGCAUCUGUUUUAGAAAACAAUUGUAUUUACAGUAUCAUUUUCUGUCUUGGAACAAGCAAUAGGUAAAUGUACACUAUAACAAUAUAACAAUACAUUUUUGUUAUCUGGGUCUCUCUCUACCAGCAGGCCCCAUUUCCUGAAGAUGAUGAUGAUGUCACAUACAGCACUGUCAUCCCCCAGCACAAGGCCCAACUAAAAGUACAGGCCAAGGUAAAGCUGCUCUGUUUAUUAGCCACAGCUAGUAUUAUGUUAUCAGAAACAACGGUAGGUGAUUGUUUCCUCAGUGUUAAUAUAGUCAUGGUUAUGUCACCAUUAUACCUAUAGGUAUAAUAUAUCACCGUUAUGUCACAUAUCACAAUUACAACUGUCUACACUUUUAAUUUCACUGAGAAGUCUGUUUCAAACUGUACUCUCCAUUAUAACAGAACUGUCCCUGUUCACCUCUCUACCUGUUCCUCCUCUGUAGGCAGCAGAACCAGAUGAUAAUGUGGUCUACAGCUCACUAGCUCUACAGGUGACCACACAGGUCAGUGUUGGUGUCUCCUCUGUCUGUUUUACCAGAUAUCGUUAUCAUUGUCUAUCCGUAAGAUGACAGUGUGUGUGAUUUUGACUGAAUGUUUCUCUUCCUCUCCAGCAGAGGGCAACAGCAGAACAGCAGUGACUGAUUGAGUGAUCUUGGUUGAGUCCUUAUCCUGGAAGGACAGCCCACUCUCCGCUCCUGUGUCACAACAUCUAUUUCAAUUUAAGGGCUUUAUUGUUAAUGGAAACAUAUGUUAACAUUGCCAA